Molecule: messenger RNA, 7522 nt
Organism: Diceros bicornis minor
Lineage: Eukaryota; Metazoa; Chordata; Mammalia; Perissodactyla; Rhinocerotidae
Gene: PER1
Product: period circadian regulator 1
Exons: 23
Coding region: 3065-6922 (1285 amino acids)
Biological process (GO): negative regulation of transcription by RNA polymerase II; entrainment of circadian clock by photoperiod; circadian regulation of gene expression
Cellular component (GO): nucleus; cytoplasm
Molecular function (GO): transcription cis-regulatory region binding; transcription corepressor binding
Source: RefSeq, a predicted model, not a curated record
CAAACUUAGUGCUGGGUAUUUGAUAGGCCCAGGUUCCCCAGUGCUAUUUAACACCUCAUAGGUUCCUGAGGGUAAGAAGCCAGAAUGAUAAGCCAUUAUCAGAUGGCUCAGAUUUGAACCCUGGGCCUCAUUUGUUAAGAGCCUGAGAAUAUAUUAUGAGGCAAUUUAGGCAAGUUUAGUAACUUCUGAGCCUUAGUUGGUCCUUGUGGAGUGGUGAUAAUAAUACCCAUCUUACAGGGUUGUUCUGGGAAUUAAAUAAGAUAAUGUAUGUAAAGUGCUUAGCGAAAUGCCUGGGUCCUGUUUUUAAAUUUUUUUUAGCUAAAAAAUAAUGGCUUUAGGAUGACAAAAGAACAGUGACAGGGUGAGAGAUUUAUGUGAAUGCUGUGGUUGGGAACUAUUCUCACAUUCUCAAGUUUUUCUGGAAGUUUUGGUGUCUCCCUCCCCAUUUCCCUCUUCCUGGUACUUCUUGUCUUCAGGCAGCAGCCCCAAAUCGUCAUUCCACUCUUGUAUCCCUCUCCCAGGAUCCAAGCCCCGGGCUGGGCCACUUGCUCUGUUCCGGUUCGAUUUCCUCAUCCUAGACCCAUUCUGCUUCCCGCCCCUCCUCCGUGUCUCUGCUGCCAUAAUAACAAGAGAUUCAGGCUCUGAAGGGGGCCUCUGGAAGGAGCAAAGGUGGUGUUCUCUCGCAGAACCUGGGCCUCCAACUUCCCCGCCCUGGCUCUUUGGGACUGAGCCAGCAGAUGUGUACAGUUUGGGAGAGAAGGAAAGCCAGUGCCGGAAGCUGUAGAAACAAGCCCAGGGGAAGGCGGAUGCGAGUCCUGAGAAGAGAGCCAGGCGUGGGGGCGGGCGCGGGGGACCCCUUCCUCCUAAUCCUCUUUCCAGGAAUCCCUGGCUUUGGGACAGGACGGCUGUCGUUGGUUUGGGGGAGGCGCCCAGGCUGGGUGCAUGUCCUGGGCCACCAGCCAAGAGAACAUGAUGUUCCCAAGUGCGCUGGCCGCCGCCCUCUCGGGCUGGCCGCCUCCCAAACCGCUGCCUCUCCAGCCUCCCUGCUCCACAUUCCCCGACUGCCUCGCCCCGCCCCCUUCCUCCACUUGGACGUCACUGCUAUCUCCCGCCCCCCUCCUCCAUUGACGGCAGCAGGGCCUGGUUACUGUGGGGACCGUGAGGCAGGACAACCAGGGCCUUGAGAGCAAGCGGGGGCUGCUGGAGCGCUGGACCCUUUUGUCCAUGCAAAAGAUAAAGGAGGGGGAGGCGGGAGAGCAAGGACUGCCUGUGUCAGGGGAGAUCACACCUAAAUCCAUGACGCGAGUUGGGGAGGAAGAGAAACGAUGUUUCCGGAGAAGAGGUGUCUGAAAAUGAGGCAAGGGAGUGGGCCACAGUAUAUGAAUUGGGGGGACAUUUUCAAGGAGAGAAGGCUGAGAAUCUAGGCUCCUGAAUCCUUUGUUUCCUGUUUUCUUGCUUUGGUUUUUCUGGGUUAUUUUGUAACAUCCCUGUGUCCCAGCUUUUCCACAGUGCUCUCCUCUGCCCCCCACCCCCAUGGGGAACACCGUUGUUAAGGAAAGCUUAGGCCACGUGACAGUGAGGGGCGUGCACCCACAGCUGACUUUGUCAGCAGCAGUUUGGGGGCCUCUGCACUUGCCACCCACGUUUCCAGGGAGCCCUGAGAGGAACUACUCACCAUAGUCUUGGAUGGAGCUGGAGCUCUCCCGGGCCCAGCCUGGCACUUUAUUCCCCCAAAUUAGGACUCAGUGUUCUGCUCCCCACCUCUUUUAAAAAAUUAUAAUUUCCAGUCCCUUCUCCAUUGCUGAGGCUGCUUCCCCUCCCCUACCUAGCUUUGUUAACAAUAAAAUCACGGAGUUUAUUGAUCACCUACCAUGUGUCAGGUUCUGUCCUGGGGCCUGAGGAAUACAGUGAAGGAGACAGAUGAGGUUCUUGGCUUUCUCUUUUCCUAGAGGUGGGGAUCUGAAGCCCUCGCCAUCCCACCUUUCUCUGUCUAGAGUCCCAUUUGGUCUCUUCUCUCAGCCACCCCCUUUGUUCCCCUGUAGCCCUGGCUUCCUGGCCCCUACUUUUGGGACAGCCCUAACUGUGGGUGGCUGCAUCCUCAGGAGAGAAGAAGCACUAGUCACCACGUAGGCUGCCCAGAGACCUUUUCUCUGAUUGGCCACAGAAGCACCUGCCAUGGUUUCCCUUCACAGACCCUAUUGGCUCUAGUUGCCCCUUCUAUUGUUUGCAUCCUCCCCCGCCAACUCCACCCCCCAUCACACGUGGACCCUCAAUUGCGCUCCUCCUAGCGGUCCACAGGAUUUGAAGUGUCAGAGGAAGGGGUUGGGUAAAACGGCUUUAUUAUGAUGACAAGGCUGGGGAGGAGCACCCAGGAAAGGCCAAGCCGGGUUUAUGUCUGUCCCCCUCCUCCCAGGGACCAGCCAUCUCAUCCACCCUGGCUCACCUCCCAGGGUCUGCAUUCCUUUUCCCCAUCCCUGGCAAGGCCAAGGUGUCCUGUUCUGCAAGGCUGGUCAGUUCAGGAAGUAGACAUGUCAGGCACCUACUGUGGCCCAGGCAUUUUCCCCAAAGAGAGGCAGCUUACCUCCUCCUCCCUCCCUCCCAUUAUUCACUGUGCAAGGCGUCCUGCGCCCAUUGGCUGGGCAGUGGGUGUCUGCGGCCCUUCAGCCCAGCGCCAGCACCCAGAUCCACGUGCGCCCGUGUGUGUGACACAGCCCCGACCUCAGUGGGGGCCAGUAGCCAAUCAGGCGCCGGAACGAGAGCCCCAGCCAAUCGGGGGCGGGGCCUGUGGCUCCGCCGGCUGGAGGCCAAUGAAGGGCAGUGCCUGGCAUUAUGCAACCCGCCUCCUGGCCCCGCGGAGCUUCCACUCGGCUGCGGGCUGCAACGGCGGCGGGCAGGCGGCCGAAGGGCGCUCGCGCGGCCAGGUACUGGCUGUGAUCAAACUUCUCAAUCUUCAGUGGCUUGGGUCUCCCACUUCACUCCCCCAACCACGCGUCCCGGGCCCCCUUGUGCAUCUGUGGUGGGCUCUCCACCUUCCCUGUUCUCCUGCCCUCCCCAUGGCCCAGACAUGAGCGGCCCCCUAGAAGGGGCUCAUGGGGGAGGGGACCCCAGGCCAGGGGAAUCUUUUUGUCCUGGAGGGGUCCCAUCCCCUGGGCCUCCACAGCACCGGCCUUGCCCUGGCCCGAGCCUGGCUGAUGACACGGAUGCCAACAGCAAUGGCUCGAGUGGCAAUGAGUCCAACGGGCCCGAGUCUAGGGGUGCAUCUCAGCGGAGCUCACAUAGCUCCUCCUCCGGCAAUGGCAAGGACUCGGCCCUGCUGGAGACCACUGAGAGCAGCAAGAGCACAAACUCGCAGAGCCCAUCCCCACCCAGCAGUUCCAUUGCCUACAGCCUCCUGAGUGCCAGCUCGGAGCAGGACAACCCGUCUACCAGUGGCUGCAGCAGUGAACAGUCAGCCCGGGCAAGGACCCAGAAGGAACUCAUGAUGGCACUGCGGGAGCUCAAGCUUCGGCUGCCACCAGAGCGCCGGGGCAAGGGCCGCUCUGGGACCCUGGCCACACUACAGUAUGCACUGGCUUGUGUCAAGCAGGUGCAGGCCAACCAGGAAUACUACCAGCAGUGGAGCCUGGAGGAGGGUGAACCUUGUGCCAUGGACAUGUCCACCUACACUCUGGAGGAGCUGGAGCACAUUACGUCUGAGUACACGCUUCGCAACCAGGAUACCUUCUCCGUGGCUGUCUCUUUCCUGACAGGCCGCAUCGUCUACAUUUCGGAGCAGGCAGGUAUCCUGCUGCACUGCAAGCGGGAUGUGUUCCGAGGUGCCCGCUUCUCGGAGCUCCUGGCUCCCCAGGAUGUGGGCGUCUUCUAUGGUUCCACUGCCCCAUCUCGCCUGCCCACCUGGGGCACUGGGGCCUUGGCAGGUUCAGGCCUCAAGGACUUCGCCCAGGAAAAGUCCGUUUUCUGCCGUAUCAGAGGAGGUCCUGACUGGGAUCCAGGGCCUCGGUACCAGCCAUUCCGCCUAACCCCAUAUGUGACCAAGAUCCGGGUCUCAGAUGGGGCCCCCGCGCAGCCAUGCUGCCUACUCAUCGCAGAGCGCAUCCACUCGGGUUAUGAAGCUCCCCGGAUCCCCCCUGACAAGAGGAUCUUCACCACACGGCACACGCCCAGUUGCCUCUUCCAGGAUGUGGACGAAAGGGCGGCCCCACUGCUGGGCUACCUGCCCCAGGACCUCCUGGGGGCCCCAGUGCUCCUGUUCCUGCAUCCCGAGGACCGACCCCUCAUGCUGGCCAUCCACAAGAAGAUUCUGCAGCUGGCUGGCCAGCCCUUUGACCACUCCCCUAUCCGCUUCUGCGCCCGUAAUGGGGAGUAUGUCACCAUGGACACCAGCUGGGCCGGCUUCGUGCACCCCUGGAGCCGCAAGGUGGCCUUUGUGUUGGGCCGUCACAAAGUACGCACGGCACCCCUGAAUGAGGAUGUGUUCACUCCCCCGGCCCCCAGCCCAGCCCUGUCCCUGGACUCUGAUAUCCAGGAGCUCUCUGAGCAGAUCCACCGGCUGCUGUUACAGCCUGUGCACAGCCCCAGCCCCACGGGGCUUUGCGGAGUCGGCCCUGUGACUUCCUCAGGCCCUCUCCUCAGCCCUGGCUCCUCCAGUGAUAGCAAUGGGGGUGAUGCCGAGGGUCCUGGGCCUCCUGCCCCGGUGACCUUCCAGCAGAUCUGUAAGGAUGUGCAUCUGGUGAAGCAUCAGGGGCAGCAGCUUUUUAUUGAGUCUCGGGCCCGGCCUCCGGCCCGGCCCUGCCUCCCUGCUACAGGCACAUUCAAGGCCAAGACCCUUCCAAGCCAGUUCCCAGACCCAGACCUGGAGGCGGCCCCUGCUCUAAUCCAGGCCCCACUAGCCUUAGCCCCUGAGGAGGCUGAGAGGAAAGAAGCCUCCACUUGCUCCUACCAGCAGAUCAACUGCCUGGACAGCAUCCUCAGGUACCUGGAGAGCUGCAACAUCCCCAGCACGACCAAGCGUAAAUGUGCCUCCUCCUCUUCCUGCACCACGUCCUCGGCCUCUGACGACGACAAGCAGAGGACAGGUCCAGUCCCUGUGGGGGCCAAGAAAGAUCCAUCAGCAGUGCUGUCUGGGGAGGGGGCCACCCUGCGGAAGGAGCCAGUGGUGGGAGGCACCCUGAGCCCACUUGCCCUGGCCAAUAAGGCGGAGAGCGUAGUGUCCGUCACCAGUCAGUGUAGCUUCAGCUCCACCAUCGUCCAUGUAGGAGACAAGAAGCCCCCGGAGUCGGACAUCAUCAUGUUGGAGGACCUUCCUGGUCUGGCUUCAGGCCCAGCCCUGAGCCCUAUAGUAGCCCCUGACCCAGCCCCAGAUGCCUACCGCCCGGUGGGCCUGACUAAGGCCGUGCUGUCCCUGCACACACAGAAGGAGGAGCAGGCCUUCCUCAGCCGCUUCCGUGACCUCGGCAAGCUGCGUGGACUUGACAGCUCCUUGGCCCCCUUGGCCCCUGGCGAGCGAGGCUGCCACCAUGGCCCCACACCCCCCGGCCGCCGUCACCACUGUCGAUCCAAAGCCAAGCGCUCCCGCCACCACCAGACCCCCCGGGCUGAAGCCCCCUGCUAUGUCUCCCACCCCUCGCCUGUGCCGCCCUCUGCCACCUGGCCCCCACCACCAGUCCCUACUCCCUUCCCGGCUGUGGUCCAGCCCUACCCCCUCCCAGUGUUCUCCCCUCAAGGAAGCUCCCAGCCUCUUCCCCCUGCCCCUACAUCUGUGCCUCCUGCAGCUUUCCCUGCCCCCCUGGUGACCCCAAUGGUGGCCUUGGUGCUCCCUAACUAUUUGUUCUCUACCCCAUCCAGCUAUCCCUAUGGGGUACCCCAGACCCCUGCCGAGGGGCCUCCUACCCCUGCCUCCCACUCCCCUUCUCCAUCCCUCCCUCCUCUGCCCCCCAGCCCUCCCCACCGCCCGAACUCUCCACUGUUCAACUCAAGAUGCAGCUCCCCACUCCAGCUAAAUCUGCUGCAGCUUGAGGAGUCCCUGCGUGUUGAGGGGGGUGCUGUUGCAGGGGGCCCUGGGAGCAGUGCUGGGCCCCCGCCUCCCAGUGAGGAGGCCACUGAACCAGAGGCCAGACUGGUGGAGGUAACAGAGUCCUCCAAUCAGGACGCACUUUCCGGCUCCAGUGACCUGCUGGAGUUGCUGCUGCAAGAGGACUCUCGCUCUGGCACAGGCUCUGCCGCCUCUGGCUCGGGCUCGUUGGGCUCUGGCUUGGGCUCUGGGUCUGGUUCAGGCUCCCAUGAGGGGGGCAGCACCUCAGCCAGCAUCACACGCAGCAGUCAGAGCAGCCACACAAGCAAGUACUUCGGCAGCAUCGACUCUUCUGAGGCUGAGGCUGGGGCUGCCCAGGCCAGGGCUGAGCCUGGGGACCAGGUCAUUAAGUACGUGCUCCAGGAUCCCAUCUGGCUGCUCAUGGCCAACGCUGACCAGCGUGUCAUGAUGACUUACCAGGUGCCCUCCAGGGACAUGGCCUCUGUGCUGAAGCAGGACAGGGAGCUGCUCCGGGCCAUGCAGAAACAGCAGCCACGGUUCUCGGAGGAUCAGCGGAGGGAACUGGGUGCUGUGCACUCCUGGGUCCGGAAGGGCCAGCUGCCUCGGGCCCUUGAUGUGAUGGCCUGUGUGGACUGCGGAAGUAGCACCCAAGAUCCUGGCCACCCUGAUGACCCACUCUUCUCGGAACUGGAUGGACUGGGGCUGGAGCCCAUGGAGGAGGGUGGAGGCGAGGGUGGUGGCGGUAGUGGUGAGGGUGAGGGCGGAGAUGAGGCUGGAGCCCAGGCUGGGGCCAGGGUCUCAAGCUUUCAGGACCUGGCCAUGGAGGAGGAGGAACAAGGCGGGAGCUCGUCCAGUCUAGCCUUACCUGCCACAGAAAAUGGCACCAGCUAGACUACGUUUUGGGGCCACCUCUGGGAGUGCGUGAGAAGCUUCCUUCUCCCAUGUCCCAACUCUCAGAACUCAGAUGUGGCUGGACCAACCAAUAGGAAACUGCCCCAGCUUUUACCGCUACAGGGGGCCGGACCCCCAUCACCAGCCCAGGAUCCAGGGGCUGCCUCUGGCCUCUUAGGGAACAGAGGGUGGAACUCUUCAGCCCAGCCUAGAGAAGCCUCACCUCCCAUGCCUGGUGAGGAGUCCUUCCUUCCCCUGGACAAGGUUGCUGACAAGCUGCUGAAGUGGUCUCCCAGCUGAGCCUCAGUCCUGGUCCGCGAGGGUUGGGGCUGCAAUUAUUUAUUGGAGGGGACAGCCCUCUCUCCCACCUCCUCUCCAGAUGGGAGGAGGAGGGCCUGAGGCCUAAGCAGGACCCAGCGGUCCGAACCCCUAGCUGCUCCAGGGUAGGGGAGGUUGGUGGACCAUGGAGUCCCUGGUGCUGCCCCUCAGGUGGGACCCAGGCCUUCUCAGCUGUACCCUCUACCGAUGGCAUUUGUGUUUUUGAUAUUGUGUCUGUUGUUAUUUUUUAAUACAAAGAGAAAAAAUAAACCCCAGAACUUU